CUCCAAUCACCAAUUCCUCCUGCAAAAGCAGCCUCUGCAUUUUUGUGUGUCUGAAUGCUACAGCAGCAGCAGCAGAGGCAAAGGCACGGGGAGGGAAGGAAAAAGAGAUUUAUGGAUAAGGCAAAAACUGGAGAAAUGUGACAAAUCAACGGUCAUUUUCAUGGCGGAGGGGAAACUGCUGCGAAAGGAGUUAUUCUUGGACUCCUUUGAGCCUCGGAACGCUGGAUCAAAAUGCUCAUAGUGGAGAAGACCACAGACUUCCCCUCUGCUGAGUUCUCUCUGGUGGAGGAUGUGGCUCUGCACUUCACCUGUUUGAUGGACAGGCUGAAUGAGCAGCGUCUCUUCCAGCCUGACCUGUGCGACGUCGACAUCGUCCUGGUCCGCCAGCACAGCACCUUCCCGGCCCACAAGGGCGUGCUGGCGGCCUACAGCCCGUUCUUCCACUCCCUCUUCGCCCAGAGCAAACAGCUGCGGCGCGUGGACCUGUCGCUGGACGCCCUGACCUCGCAGGGCCUGCAGCAGAUCCUCAACUUCAUCUACACCUCCAAGCUGCUGGUGAGCAGCCGCACCGUCCGCGACGUGCUGAACGCAGCCACGCUGCUGCAGAUGAGCGACAUCGCCGCGUCCUGUCGCGACCUCAUCAGCAGCCACUCGCUGAGAACCACCUGCACGGAUAUGGCAAACCAGGACGGGGUCGCCGGCGGCGAUGACCCGACUGCUGUCGCAAUCCCUGCCAGAUCGUUGUACCGGGAGAUCAAGCAGGAGUCAGAGCUGAGCAGGGUGUUCAAGAGAGAGGGCAACAGCCCGUUUUCUGUCCGAGUGGAGGAGGCGGGAAAGACGGCCUCCCAGCAGAAGCAGUACUACCAGAAAGAUGAGGGGACGGGUGCGUUGUGCAAAGUAGAAGGCAACGGCGAGGACUCUAAGUCCACCGACAGCCACUCGUCCUUCAACAGAGAUCAAAUCAUCGUUGAAGUGAAUCUCAACAACCAGACGCUUAAUGUGUCAAAGGGAUCAGAAGGCAAGUCCACAGAGUCGGCCGGCAUGUUUGGCUGUUGCCACGACAACGAUAGAGAUUCCGAGGACGACGAGGAGAACGAGGCGGAGAACGACGACGCCAUCGAAGCCGAUCACAGCGACCUACAGAGGGGAGACAUGGCGGGGCCUAGCAGUGACGAGGACGAUGAGGAGGACGAGGAAGAGGAGGAGAACACCCUAAACAUUCCAGGCUUGCAGCAGGCGGCCAUGAUGGAUCGCCCCCGACGGGGCACCAGAGCCUUAACCAUGGCAGGAACCGUGGCCUCCAUGCGGCAGACGCUGGCCGAGGCCACGCUUGCCAACCAGCGGCCGCGCGGGAAGAGGCACGCGGACCGAGAGUGCGUGGGCCAGAAAGUGAGGCUGGAGGAGAAGCAGCACUUCCCGUGCAAGAAGUGUCCGCGCGUCUUCAACAACUGCUGGUACCUGGAGAAGCACAUGAACGUCACUCACAACCGCAUGCAGAUCUGCAACAACUGCGGUAAGCGCUUCCUGCUGGAGAGCGAGCUGCUCCUGCACCAGCAGACGGACUGUGAGAAAAGCAUCCAGUGUGUAACAUGUGGCAAAGCCUUCAAGAAGCUCUGGUCGUUACACGAGCACAACAAGAUCGUCCACGGCUACGCCGAGAAGAAGUUCUCCUGUGAGAUCUGCGAGAAGAAGUUCUACACCAUGGCCCACGUCCGGAAGCACAUGGUCGCCCAUACGAAGGACAUGCCGUUCACCUGCGAGACGUGCGGGAAGUCAUUCAAGCGCAGCAUGUCCCUGAAGGUUCACUCUCUGCAGCACUCAGGAGAGAAACCCUUCAAGUGUGAGAACUGCAGCGAGCGCUUCCAGUACAAGUACCAGCUGCGCUCCCACAUGAGCAUCCACAUCGGACACAAGCAGUUCAUGUGCCAGUGGUGCGGAAAGGACUUCAACAUGAAACAGUACUUUGACGAACACAUGAAGACACACACUGGAGAGAAGCCGUACAUCUGUGAGAUCUGCGGGAAAAGCUUCACCAGCCGGCCUAACAUGAAGCGCCACCGCCGCACACACACUGGAGAAAAGCCGUAUCCCUGCGAGGUGUGCGGCCAACGCUUCCGCUUCUCAAACAUGCUCAAGGCCCACAGGGAAAAGUGCUUCCGAGUCAGUAACCCCAUGGUUACGGAUGGAGACGACGCCCUCGGGCUGGACCAGUCGCCUGCAGCGGACUCUUCCGGUCAGGCUCACCUGGGGACUGUGCUUCCUGCCACGUCCGUGACCACGCCCCCCGUUGCCUCCAGCCCCCACCCACUCCACGGCACCCAGCUUUCUCUGCCCCUGCUGCAUCCGAUGGGCGGGCUGCCUCCCACUCCUCACUUACCCCCGCCGCCUCCCCUGUUCUCUGCUGGUAGGAUGAGCUCCAACAACUAACAAAUCUUUCUAGCUUUGAAAGCACUUUUGUUGUACCAUUUUUCUUUGGGAACUUUUUAAAGAGGACCCUGUGGGUGUGAGUGAUGCACCUCAGUGACACAGAGGAGGGGGAAAACUGAGUGAAGCCUGCAUAGAGGCCCCAUAAAAAAGCAUAUAUAUACACCUACCACAAUAAUAAAGUGUUAUUUUUUACUCUCUUGAAUACAAUAGAAAACCUCAGUGUCCGCUCGGACUUCACGUCAUCACUCUUCUCCUCGCGUGAAUCUCAAAACCUUUGUCGUCGUUUCUCAUUUUCCACACCACCGUGGUCAUCUCUCCUGAGUGUUGCACAACGCAUUGAUUGUAGCAUCUGUUACCGAGUGGAAGAACAGAGUUUCCUCCAUGUUCACUGAUGGUCCAUCAGUGGAGUGAGAUUAACACAACGGAAGAAAAAAAGAAAAAAAAAGAGGUUUAUUUUCCCGUUCUCUGCCAAGAUGUAGCGCGUGGUUCUGGUUCCUACCCUGCAAUAACCAAAUCCUGAUUUGUCUUUUGAGCAUUAUACAUGUAUAACGGCGUUGCCAAUAACCAAAUCCUGUUAGCUCACCUGCUAUAGUUAGGUAAUGUUAUACAGCGUUUAUAAUCGAUCCUGCACCUUACAUUUAACUCUAGUGAUAUUUAAAAGUGUAAUCCUAGUCGUCUUCAUUUUUAUAAUUGUGGUCGUGUGUAAUUUGUGGCACGUCAACGUCAGUUUGUGAGGACACGAGAGACGUGGUGACACUUGCACAGUCGACUGUGCAGUGUGUGUGUGUGUGUGUGUGUGUGUGUGUGUGUGUGAGUGAUGGGACGUGAGAAGAUCCAGAUCUAUAUUCAGCUAAAUACGAGCUUCCCUAAAUCAGGAGAGGAACAAAAUGUGUUGACUUUCUUUUUGUUUUUAAUUCUUCUUCUGUCUUUUGUUGUUGUUGCUUACAUUAAGCAAGUACACUCCACUCCUGUCAACAUGGCUUUGAGAUGAUGUGGCACUUUUUUUUUCUGUGACUUGUUAGUAAAAAACACCUAAUGUACUUGGACCUACAGUAUAGUUGUAGGUUUCCUUCUGAUGUAAAUGUUAACUUACCGCUAAUUGCCACACCCCCCAAAUCAUGUGGUUAGUCUGCAGAAUACCAACACUAUAGUGAUAAUAAUAAUAAUAUUCACAAACUCUGCUAAUGAAGCUCAUUAAGUGUGCACAUCUCCUCAUUAAGUAUAUUGUGAAAUGAUUAACGUUAUAUUCCAAUCUCCUCUUAAAGAGCACUGACAUUGACGGUGAUUACAUGGACGGCAAUAAUCUGAUACUAACCUGAUUUAAGACAAUAAGUCACUGCCAUGUAAGUAGCAUGUUCUGGUUAAUGCAUCCUAAAAACAAAAGGUCACAUUCAUUCCAAAUAAGCAAGAAAAGUCAAUUAUUUGUAACCUAGUUGUGUUGUGUACACACGAGUCAUCAUCAGACAAAGACUGAACGGGAAUACGACUGAAAUGUUAUAAUAAGCAGCUCAUGCAAACACAGUUUGAUUCAUGUCUUUUUUUCAGAAUUGGGUUAAUAGAUUUUAUUGGUUUCCAUGUAAACGUGGUCAUUUAUUACUUUUGGCACAGCGGAGCUCGUCACUUAACUGUUCCGUCACUGUUGCUGAACAUACCUGUCGUCAGUGAUUUGUAGAAGUUAAAUUAAAAGUUAAGGACAUGCCCUUAAAAAAAAUACAACAAAAACGUGUGCACUUUUGACAAGUGAUUGUCACAAAUCUAUCAGAGUAGAAAUAAGGAAAAAGUAAUCGUAUAUUUGUCAAUAACAUGUUUCACAGGAACAGUUAAUGAUUUUCGGAAAUGUGCUUAUUUGCUUUCUUGCAGAGAGAGAUUACAUGACACGGUUAAUGCAAUUCUCAUACUUGUCAUUAAUUAGGAGGAUACAUAUUAGAUUAGCUUAUAAAGACAGGAAACGGCUGGUUUACUCUGUUCGAACCUGGAAAUGCAAACUCCAACUGCAAUAUCUCCUCAAGCUAUUUGCAUCAUGGUACUGUUCUUCUGUGAAUCUCUGAAAACAAAAAAAGUGAUUUGACAAAGUUUCCAGUCUGCAUGUUAAGCUGGAAACAACUACCUGGUUCUCUUGAGACCUUUUUGCAAAUGGAAUACAUUUUGCUUUGUUGAGGCACUAAACUUAUAAAACAGGGGUAAUAUGUAAAAGUGGCCCAGUUGUGCUCCCUAAGGUGAAACGUUGGUUCAAACGUUGCACCAAAUUUCACGGAACUUGGUGGAAACAUGUCACAGCCCAAGGCGAACAAAAAAGUCUAUUGGCACCAUGGCCAAAACACAACAGGAAGUCGGCCAUUUUGAAUUUACUGUCUACCCGUCGUAAUUUUUGCGAAUUUCGACCAUUGGCCGCAAAAGAGGUAGUGCCCUGCAGCUUUGCCGGACAUUGAUCGGUCAGCUCGUAACUUCAUACGUGACACGAGACCGAACCUGAACACGUCUGCGAACAUGAACUUUACCCAACAGGAAGUCAGCCAUUUUUAAUUUAGCUGCCGUUUUGCCACGAAACAGUUGACCAAUCUGGGAGACUGGGCCAGAAAUCAUCAGCACGUGAAAAAUAAGUCAAGGACAUAGUGCCACCUGUUGGCAGCACAGCAGUUGCGAGGGCCCGCACAAUGCUAGUUUAAUUUGGGCCUCCAAAUAUCAUCUCUUUGACCCUUUUUUGUAUGGAUUAACCCUUCUGUUAACAUCCAAUCACAGACAAGAUUCACUAGCGCGUCACACAUUUGCGAUGUCAGCUUCUCAGUACCGUAAUUCCUGAACGGUUGAAUAACUGCCAGAUAUCGAAAAAGUGAAAGCUAUCUUGAUAAAAGGGGCAGAAACGCUUACUCACUGAACAUUUUUUGACAAUUCUACAGCCAUAAAUGAGAAAUAAAUCCAGGCGGCCUGAUUAGCAUGAUGGUCAUAAGAGGGUUAACUGCCAACAGAUGUAUUGUAUUGAACUGAAUAUCAUGUUGACUGCAUUCAGACAUUCACUGAAACUCAGAUGUUCCUGAAAUUGUCUGCAUGUGAGAACACAAAUGUCAGCAAAAGCCACAUUUUCUGGAACUUCUCCUGCCAGUUCCCCGUGACUACCCUGCUGCGUUCAUCACAUGUCAAAUGACAAACUAGCAUUAGUUAGCUGUUUUUUGUUGUUGUUGUUGUUGUUGAUGUCUGUCUUGUAUCUUGGUCCAUGCUAUUAUGCUAAGCUAUUUAACGAGCUGCUAGCCGUAUCUCACAUUAAACGGAUACUCGACUCUCAACAAGAAAGCAAAGAGACAUUUAAAACUUUAAAAUGGACUAAACUACUUCUCAAAACCUGCCAUUUUAAUUCUUAUUCGAAAAAGACUUUGUGCACUAUGGAUGCACUCCUGCUCACUUUAUCUCUAGCUAGCCUACCUUUCGUGUAGCAUUAACCUGUAAAUAUUGUUGAAAUGUGUUUCUAUCUUGUGAUUAAUUCCUAAUGUUUACAUUGGAGAAUCAGUUGAAUGUGCCCCCAUGUGUGUCUCGGCUGAUGCGAACAAAAUUGGAAAAAUUGUGGAUUAAGCUCUUGUAAAUAAGCCAUUCAUUGUUUUUAUUUAACUCGACAUUUGAGCACCUUAUAUAUUAUUAUAGCUCAUCCCAUGUACAUGUACAUGUACGUCUUAAACUGCCAUGGCUAAAUGGAUCGGGCCGCAUCGGAUAAUAUUUGACAAUGGUACGUUUGUGUUUUCCUCAUGUGUCAAACACAUGUUGUGUUUUUUUAUUUGCUGCUUCCUCUUUUUUUCGUUUCCCAGGGUCCAGUCAAACUGCCCUUUAAAAGAGAAGUCUACAGCUGUUGUAUAUUGUUGUAUGUGAUGAAUCUAAUUUAGCCUUACCAGACAGCGAGCUUCAAGGUCAGUGAGAAUCGAGCUGCAGUUUAUGAGGAACUAACCGUCAACAUUUUAUACCCAUCUGAGGUUUGGUCUUGUCGGACGAGGACAACAAUGUCACACUCACAUAAAGGCUGUUGCUCUUGUGUGGCAAAUCCAUAAUUAUCGUUGGAAAUAAUGAUAAAUUAUGACUAAAAGAACCCACUUUUUUACCACUUAAUUGUUGUGAGAAGCACUAGCCCAAGAGACGAUACUGAAAUACUGUGGUAAUGGUAUGUUUGCCUUAUGCUUAGAGGGAUUUUAAUGUUUUCUGUCUGACCGAUGUAGCUGACGGUAAAGGAGAAGGGAUAGUAGUUCGUACUACUGAUAUAUGCACUUUGAUCGCCACACUAGCCCAUAAUGGGGACACGAAUGGAAUUUAGAAAGCAGUUUGAGUCUCGGUGGGAAAUUCAUUUGAAAUUUAAAUUUAUGCUUGGAAAAUGUUAACAAACAUACCGAUUGUUUGUCUCAGAAGUCACGGUUAGUACAGUACGUCGCAGAAGUGGCUGACCGAGACCUCACCUGUGCUUUGUCUCCUAGAAUAACUUUUAGUGGAUCAUUUGCUGUGGUGUAACAACAUCCUGCACUCUGGGGAACAACUCGGCGGUGAGCGGUUAUGUUACGCCGUGCUGCUAAACUAGUGUACCUGCCUUUGCACAGAGCUCCUCUUUUAAUAAGUAUUUGUGACUCCUCCCCCGAGGGUGCAUUCAGUGCAGCUGCAUCUGUUUCUGCUUGAUUUGUUCCCCGAUCACGGCCAUAAUUAAGAGGGAAAUCUUAGGUCUGACCAGUUUGCUCCUACUGAAGGAUGCUACGAGACAAUGUGCUAUUGUGUUGGUUGCCAAAAAAAAGAAAGAAAAAAAGCACAAUUAUUGUGUGCACUUUAUAAUUCAGCUGGUAUUAUACACGUAGUGGUUUAUAAAAGAUUAUAGACAAAUGUUGUUGCUGGUAUUUGUUUGGUUCAACAUUUCAAUCAAAGAGAAACCUCCGUUUGUUUAAUACUGCAAAAAGUACUGCUUGUAGCUGAUCAGGAGAACGUUAUGCUACAAUAUCUCUAAUUCAUGCACUUCCAAACCAAAUGAUGCAGUAUUAAUCAGCUGCUCAAAGGGCAUCGUAUUUGUCAUUUUGGAGGUCACUGACUGUGAGCUGAUAAUGCACCUUUUUUAUGAUGUAUCUAACAAAAUUGGUAUGUGGCAAAUGUAUUUGUCCAAAUCUACCCUUGAAAGCAAAAAUCUAAAUGUUAAUCCUUCGUUCUGGACACAUUUGUGAACCCUACAACACCCAAAUCCCCCCAAAA
Molecule: messenger RNA, 7629 nt
Organism: Solea senegalensis (Senegalese sole)
Lineage: Eukaryota; Metazoa; Chordata; Actinopteri; Pleuronectiformes; Soleidae
Gene: zbtb47b
Product: zinc finger and BTB domain containing 47b
Exons: 6
Coding region: 232-2427 (731 amino acids)
Biological process (GO): regulation of transcription by RNA polymerase II
Cellular component (GO): nucleus
Molecular function (GO): RNA polymerase II cis-regulatory region sequence-specific DNA binding; protein binding; DNA-binding transcription factor activity, RNA polymerase II-specific
Source: RefSeq, a predicted model, not a curated record